Magnusiomyces paraingens is the source of this 411-nucleotide messenger RNA. RefSeq lists its product as uncharacterized. The coding region runs from base 1 to 411 and encodes 136 amino acids. Gene Ontology annotation, cellular component: TIM23 mitochondrial import inner membrane translocase complex. The record is from RefSeq and is a predicted model, not a curated record. Gene Ontology annotation, biological process: protein import into mitochondrial matrix. The transcript is spliced from 2 exons. NCBI's taxonomy places the organism in Eukaryota, Fungi, Ascomycota, Dipodascomycetes, Dipodascales, Dipodascaceae.
AUGGCACAUAGAUUAAUUGUUCAAGUUAUCAUCACCGGUACACAGGUUUUUGGUAAGGCCUUUGCUGAGGCUUACCACCAGGCUUCCAAUGCCAGCAUCCGCGCAGGCGCAAGUGCUGAAGCACGCAAGCGCACCGGCGGCAUUUCUUACGACGAGGCUUGCAAGAUCCUUGAUGUUGAUAGCGCUCACCUGCCAACCUUUGACAAACUUCAAAACAAGUAUAAUUACUUAUUUGAUGUCAACUCAAAGGACCGCGGCGGUUCUUUUUACUUACAGUCGAAGGUCUACCGUUCUAUGGAACGCAUUAAAUACGAGCUUGAAAAGCGUGGCGAAAAAAUUCCAACUAACGAAGGCCCAGCAGCCGGAGCUGAAGCAAAAGCUGGCGAUUCUAGCGGAUCUGCUAGUAGCUAA